GGGCGCGGGGCCGCGGCGGGAAGGGGUCCCCGAAUGGCGAGUGCCGUCGCGGGGACCCUCCGCGCAGCCCCGGCCCGGAGCCGCCUCGCGAGCCCAAGGUCUCCUUCUCCUGCGGCGGCGGCGGCGCGUCCCCCGGCGGGGCCAAGGCAGCCGAGGAGGGCGCGGGCGAGGAUGCGGGCGAGGAGGUCCGCGGGAGCCAGGCCAGCUUCAUGCAGCGGCAGUUCGGGGCGAUGCUCCAGCCCGGCGUCAACAAGUUCUCGCUGCGGAUGUUCGGCUCGCAGAAGGCGGUAGAGCGGGAGCAGGAGCGCGUCAAGUCGGCGGGGGCCUGGAUCAUCCAUCCCUACAGCGACUUCAGAUUCUACUGGGACUUCACGAUGCUGCUCUUCAUGGUGGGCAACCUGAUCAUCAUUCCUGUGGGCAUCACCUUCUUCAAGGAGGAGACCACAGCACCCUGGAUCGUGUUCAAUGUGGUCUCUGACACCUUCUUCCUGAUGGACCUGGUGCUGAACUUCCGGACAGGGAUUGUCAUUGAGGACAACACAGAAAUCAUCCUGGACCCCGAAAGGAUCAAGAAGAAGUACCUCAAGACCUGGUUUGUGGUGGAUUUUGUCUCCUCCAUCCCCGUGGACUAUGUUUUCCUCAUUGUGGAGAAGGGCAUAGACUCGGAUGUCUACAAGACCGCCCGUGCCCUCCGCAUCGUCCGCUUCACCAAGAUCCUCAGCCUCCUGCGGCUCCUCCGCCUCUCCCGGCUCAUCCGCUACAUCCACCAGUGGGAGGAGAUCUUCCACAUGACCUACGACCUGGCCAGUGCAGUGAUGAGGAUCAUCAACCUCAUUGGCAUGAUGCUGCUGCUCUGCCACUGGGACGGCUGCCUCCAGUUCCUGGUGCCCAUGCUGCAGGAUUUCCCCCAGAACUGCUGGGUCUCCAUCAAUGGGAUGGUGAACGACUCCUGGAGUGAGCUGUACUCCUUUGCCCUCUUCAAGUCCAUGAGCCACAUGCUCUGCAUCGGCUAUGGGAAGCAGGCUCCCGAGAGCAUGACGGACAUCUGGCUGACCAUGCUGAGCAUGAUUGUGGGGGCCACUUGCUACGCCAUGUUCAUCGGCCACGCCACCGCCCUCAUCCAGUCACUGGACUCCUCCCGGCGCCAGUACCAGGAGAAGUACAAACAGGUGGAGCAGUACAUGUCCUUCCACAAGCUGCCCGCCGACUUCCGCCAGAAGAUUCAUGACUACUACGAGCAUCGCUACCAGGGCAAGAUGUUUGACGAGGACAGCAUCCUGGGGGAGCUCAACGAGCCCCUGCGUGAGGAAAUUGUCAACUUCAACUGCCGCAAGCUGGUGGCCUCGAUGCCGCUGUUCGCCAACGCAGACCCCAACUUUGUCACGGCGAUGCUCACCAAGCUGAAGUUUGAGGUGUUCCAGCCGGGUGACUACAUUAUCCGUGAGGGCACCAUUGGCAAGAAGAUGUACUUCAUCCAGCAUGGGGUGGUCAGCAUCCUCACCAAGGGCAACAAGGAGAUGAAACUCUCUGAUGGCUCCUACUUCGGAGAGAUCUGCCUGCUGACCCGUGGCCGGCGCACGGCCAGUGUCCGUGCAGACACCUACUGCCGCCUCUACUCACUCUCAGUGGACAACUUCAACGAGGUGCUGGAGGAAUACCCCAUGAUGAGACGGGCCUUUGAGACUGUGGCCAUUGACCGCCUUGACCGCAUUGGGAAGAAGAACUCGAUCCUGCUCCACAAAGUGCAGCACGACCUCAACUCAGGUGUCUUCAACAAUCAGGAGAACGAGAUCAUCCAGGAGAUCGUCAAGUACGACCGGGAGAUGGUACAGCAGGCAGAGCUGCAGCAGCACACAGCUAUGUACAGCCCCGUCCAGCCCCAGGUCACCUCUGCCAUCGCCACCCUCCAGCAAGCUGUUGCCAUGAGCUUCUGUCCGCAGAUGGCAAGCCCUCUGGUGGGCUCCAUGGCGCUGGGCUCACCCCGCAUGAUGCGCCGUUUGCAGUAUGCCCAGGCCAUGCCCAGCCCCUUCGCCGUCUCUCCCGUCCUGCUGCAGCAGAGCCCCCCACCGCAGCCACAGCCCCCAACGCCCCACACCAACCCCUCACCCUCGCAGGACCCGGUGCAGCCCACGGCCCUGCCCGCCUCCACCAGCGCCUUCGCCGCGGCCGCGGCCAGCCCGCCGACCCAAAGCCCGCUGGCCAGCCGGACGUUCGCCUAUGGAGGUGCCCCGGGGCCGCUGGGAUCCCAGCUGUCCCUCAGCCAGCAGCCAGCGCCCGGCUCGCCCCAGCGCCUGGCUGCCCACAAGAGCACACAGGCGCUGCACACCAGCAGCCUCAGCCAGGAUUCGCGGCCCCUCUCGGCCUCACAGCCCUCCCUGCCCCACGGGCUGGUGGCUGGCAGCACCCAGAGCCCUCCGGCCUCUGCCCGCGAGUCCUGCACCUCCAUCAGUGGGGGCCCGGCCACUGCCUCGCCGGGCCCAGGGCCCCCAGCCGGGCUGCGGGGCCAGGCACCCUCGCGGGGGGCUCCGGCCCACCCGGCACCCACGGGCCCGGGGCUCACCCCGCCACCCACCCUGCCGCAGGACUCAGCGGCGGCCCGCAAGGAUUCAGCGGCCAGCACGCCCGACACGGACCCGGCCAAGUCCAGGCUGUCUUCCAACUUGUGA
This is a messenger RNA of Corapipo altera (White-ruffed manakin), 2666 nucleotides long. It is a transcript of the gene HCN2, whose product is annotated as hyperpolarization activated cyclic nucleotide gated potassium and sodium channel 2. Gene Ontology annotation, biological process: transmembrane transport; potassium ion transport. Lineage: Eukaryota; Metazoa; Chordata; Aves; Passeriformes; Pipridae. The transcript has 8 exons. Bases 210 to 2666 code for a protein of 818 amino acids. Gene Ontology annotation, cellular component: membrane. The record is from RefSeq and is a predicted model, not a curated record. Gene Ontology annotation, molecular function: voltage-gated potassium channel activity.